Messenger RNA from Lithohypha guttulata, 1554 nucleotides. Its product is annotated as 4-aminobutyrate transaminase. The coding region runs from base 1 to 1554 and encodes 517 amino acids. The record is from RefSeq and is a predicted model, not a curated record. Gene Ontology annotation, molecular function: pyridoxal phosphate binding. NCBI's taxonomy places the organism in Eukaryota, Fungi, Ascomycota, Eurotiomycetes, Chaetothyriales, Trichomeriaceae. Gene Ontology annotation, cellular component: mitochondrion. The transcript has a single exon. Gene Ontology annotation, biological process: GABA catabolic process.
AUGGCCUCUUUCUUCAGGUUGACAUCCAGUCUGCGAGGCUUGACCAGACCCAAUGUCACCAACCGAGUAUCUGUACGGUCUCUCGCCUCUGCAACAGGGACCAAAAAAGCAGCAGUGGCAGCUCAGGUACAAUACGAAGAGCCAAACGAGCCAGGGCCUUUCUUCGAACAAGAGCCGGCUGGCCCACGAGUUGCAACUGCGAUACCAGGUCCGCGAAGCAAGGAUGCUAUCUCUGACCUCAAUAGAGUCUUCGACACUCGCAGCUUGAACAUGCUUACGAAUUACAAACAGAGUUAUGGAAACUACAUUGCAGAUCUAGAUGGUAACGUCCUGCUAGAUGUGUACGCUCAGAUCGCUUCCAUACCAAUUGGCUACAACAAUCCUGCACUUCAAGACGUUGCCCGUUCGGAUGAUAUGAUCUCAGCCAUUAUCAACAGACCAGCUCUCGGCAACUUUCCUCAAGCAGACUGGUCUGAUAUUCUCGAGACUGGUAUUCUGAAAGUUGCGCCACGUGGGUUAAACCAGGUGUUCACAGCCAUGGCAGGAUCGGAUGCGAACGAGACAGCCUACAAAGCAGCUUUCAUGUGGAAGCGUCAACAAGAAAGAGGUGGUCCAGAUGCUGAAUUUACUCAAGAUGAGAUGAAGUCUGCCAUGAACAAUCUCGCUCCUGGUGCACCAAACUAUUCCAUCAUGGCCUUCAAGACUGGCUUCCACGGUCGCCUGUUUGGCAGUCUGUCCACAACCCGCAGCAAGCCUAUUCACAAACUCGACAUUCCAGCUUUCGACUGGCCACAAUGUUCCUUCCCCAUGCUCAAGUACCCUCUUCACGAACAUCAGGCCGAGAACGCAGCCGAGGAGAAGAGGUGCCUCGAGGAAGCGGAGCACAUCAUUAAGAAUUACCAUAAUCCAGUCGCUGCAAUUGUCAUCGAACCAAUCCAGUCCGAAGGCGGAGACAAUCAUGCGACACCAGCCUUUUUCCAAGGUCUACGCGAAAUCACACAGCGCAAUAACGUCCUCAUGAUCGUCGACGAAGUGCAGACUGGCGUGGGCGCUACUGGUAAAUUUUGGGCUCACGACCACUGGAAUUUGUCCACUCCACCUGACAUGGUCACGUUCUCAAAGAAGGCACAGACAGCAGGUUACUAUUUCGGAAAUGCCGCUUUAAGACCAAACAAGCCGUAUCGACAAUUCAACACUUGGAUGGGUGAUCCAGCUCGAGCAAUCCUCUUCAGAGCUAUCAUAAACGAGAUUGAACGACUGAAUUUGGUCGAGAACACCGCCGUCACUGGCGAUUACCUCUUCGGUGGUCUUGAGCAGCUUCAGCAGCAGUAUCCUGAGCAGUUCAAAAACCUGAGAGGUAAGAAACAGGGUACAUUCAUUGCUUGGGAUCAUCCACAGAGAGACCAGUUCCUACUCAGGGGCAAGAGUAUGGGCAUUAACAUUGGUGGAAGCGGUGCUAGUGCUGUCAGAUUGAGACCGAUGUUGAUUUUCCAGAAACACCAUGCGGAUAUAUUGCUUGACAGACUGAGCAAGAUGGCUGCGGACAUGCAGUAG